AGAAAUUUGGAAGCAGAAGCCGCAGCUCCCGGAGAGAUGGCAACGUCAAUGAAUUUCUGUGUUUUCAGCGUUCUGGUGACAGGAUCCGAUCGGGGGAUCGGUCUGGGUCUGGUGAAGAGAUUUCUGGAGCUGCCUUCUCCACCCAAAUGGGUCUUUGCUACAACCCUUGAUCUGGAAGGAAAAGAAACCAAGGAGGUGAAAGAGUUGGCUUGCAAGCAUCCAAAUCUGGUGAUGUUGCAGUUAGAUGUCACUAAACCCGAGAGCAUCCAAGCAGCUCUGAAGGAAGUAGAAAAGUGUGUUGGAGAAAGUGGGCUGACCCUCCUCAUCAACAAUGCUGGCAUUGGGUUGUUCAAUGACCUUGAAACAGAAAAUGCCAAGGAUAUGAUGGCGGUGUAUUCCAUCAACACCAUCGGCCCUCUACUAAUGAGUCAGGCCUUUCUGCCCCUGCUGAAGAAGGCAGCCAGGAGAAGUCCAUGUCAAGAGCUGAGCAGCAGCCAAGCGGCUGUUAUCAAUAUCUCCAGUGCUGCAGGAUCCAUGGAAGUGAUGCUCCUUUGGGAUAAGUUGAAAGUCAUUGGCUACCGUUGCAGUAAGGCUUCUUUAAACAUGCUCACCAAAUGCCAGUCACUUGAGUAUCCACGCUACGGGAUUCUGUCCGUCUGCAUCCAUCCUGGCUGGGUGAAGACGGUUUACGAAGAUGCGGAUCUAACGGUAGAAGAGAGCACACAGGGCAUCAUGGCUGUGCUUUCCAUACUUUCUGAGAAGGAUAACGGGAACUUUGUGGACUGGUUGGGCCGACAAGUACCCUGGUGAUCCAUUUGCAUCUUAAUGCUUGGACACUAAGCAUUAAGUGCCCACUAAUGCUUAGUCUCCAAGCUAAUAUAAGACUAAUGUAACACUAUAUUCCCAGGUGGUGAAUCUCCAAUAAAUCACUGAUUGUCCUGAAAAUCUUGUCUUUGUUAUCCCUCCCCCACUUCAUUGUAUGUCCGCAUGAUAUUUUCACAUCUUAAGUAUGCAGUAUGAUAAACAUGCAGGGCCGACGCAACACGUUUAUCUUAGUGCAAUAUAUUAUAAUGUAAUGUAAACACAUAAAUGUAUAGAGAGGGAUUGUGUGUUGUUAGCAUGAUUUAUUGGGCUAGAGAUUUUCC
This is a messenger RNA of Ahaetulla prasina, 1145 nucleotides long. Its product is annotated as C-signal-like. The coding region runs from base 37 to 810 and encodes 257 amino acids. Lineage: Eukaryota; Metazoa; Chordata; Lepidosauria; Squamata; Colubridae. The record is from RefSeq and is a predicted model, not a curated record. The transcript is spliced from 6 exons.